AUGUCAAACUACCGUGACCCCUGCUCGGCUAGUCUGAAUGAGGAUGACAACCACACGAUCAAGCUGGUCGGCAAUGCCAAGCGGAAUGCCAUUACAUUGGCCAAAACGUGCGAGAAUACCAACGAACUGCGCGAAUGCCGAGCUCCCAAAGAUUGGUCCAUUCUGGCGCUGCAAAACUCUCGAACCGGAAAAUCCCACUACCUGGUGAUCUGCAAGUGUCCGCAACACUUCCGGCUUGAGGGUCCACUGGCCCACGACCAACCGACGUAUGCCGGACUGCCUGGAAUCAACGUGUACGGUAUGCUGUGCGUCCCACCGGAACCGAUUGCAGCCCCCAAGCCCCUGAAAACGCCCAGCUCAUCGUCAAUCUAUAACAAGUGGAAGGUCCGGCCAGCGUUACCUUCGUCGUCCUACCGGGACACCGAGUAUCGAUCGUUCCCGAACGGAACAUCCGUGACGGCAACGGCUGAGAAAUAAUAGCGAAAGCUAAUCACCACCCCCAACAGUAGAUCACCGUUAAAGUAUAGAAGUAACAGAAAACAACAAAUACUCCCCCUUCACGACUAAACUAGCUUCAUUCUCGACAGCCAAAACGAUUAGUCUACACGAUUAGUAUUUAUUUUUUGUAUUUAUUAAACGAAUUAUUUAUUUUUAUUUACUACGGAAGAGCAGGACUUCAUGUUGGAAUUUGUUAUAUUUCUGAAAAUGUGUACGUCUCGGUCGAAUAUUGCCACAGAAGUAUGUUGAAAGCCUUCUAGUUUUACGAGAGAAAAAAAUAGCAUCGCUAUAACCUCGGAAACCGCUACGAAUGUCGCAGAUAUUUGUACUGCUUUCCAGUCAAACACUAUAAUUACAUUUUAAAGCAAGAUCUUAAUUAGUCAUCUUCUUCGUGCACGCAGUAGUGAGUCGCCCUUUUCUUUGUUUUGCCCUCACUAUGCACCCAGAAACGCAAGACGAUGAUUAAUUAACAGACAAUCUUUUUAACUCCCCCCCCCCCCUUUGUUAUUAGUUUUAGGAGGAAAACUUAUCUUACAGACAGGCACGUGGAAACAAAAAAAAGAGACGCGACAAAAAAUAUGCACCCCAAUAAACAUAGGUAAUUGUUUGCAUCUUCUUUCCACCUUCACCGACUUCGGCCGGUGAUGGCUGGCUGGCACAAGUAGGCCUUGCAUGAUCACGCACAGACAUAUCCACGCAACGACGCGUUCAUUGUGUUCCCGUUCCCAUUGCUCUCUUGUCGGUCGAAAAUCGCAGCGCCAUCUGUGCAAGAUCCCUCACACAGAUAAACACACACGGCUGCCAAUGAAAGUAAUUCGCACACGUGCUCCACCCUAUCCGGCCACGGUUGCCACUUUCCGGUGAGCAUUUCCAACUCACUUUCCGGAAAAUUGGCUUCACCACACGUGUGGAGGUGGAAAAAAAACAGAGCAACAGGAAAAUGGAAACAAUAAAGAAAACGAGAGUCACUUACAAACGCACAAACCUAUACGCAUGCACACAAGCGCCGUCGUUGGCAAAUAAUUACGUUAUUAUGGAAGGGCUUAGCUUCGUUUUACAUUAUUUUCACUUCGUAUUAGUCGUAUAGUAGGUACCAAACAGACGAAAAAAUUGCUGAGAGCUGAAGACGAGCGAUGAAUCGUUGAAUCAUUUUAAACGGGAUAGAAAGUGCGUUGCAGUUACAGUUACAGCAUUACCCACCUCGAUAUAAAUGACGCUGACUGCCAGCAGAGUGCAGCACUGAGCUAAAUUGAGCACUAUUCAUAAAAACUAGCUUAAAACAAACGGAAAAAUACUCCAAUUUAGCAAACAUAUCCAGAGGAGUGUAGCAAAACUAUUGUCGAUUUAAGUCCGGAGCCUAUUACACGAAUAGAAGCCACAAAUUAAAUGCCGUUGCGGUUUUAAAAAAGAAAACUUUCGAUCCCGACUUCCACUAUGUAGCAACGAGUGGCUCAGAAAAUUUGUACAAUUUCCAAAAUUGAUAAAUUGAUGUAUUUGUUUCAUUGGGUGUCUUCCUCGAGCUCUCAUAUGGUAAGAAAAAAAUAAUAUAACAGCCAUGCUAAAAACUUCCGUCGUGUAAAAGGAAACGAAAAACGAAAGAAAAUUUAGUGAUUUACUUUUAUUUUCUUGUCUAGGCGAGUAAUUAAAGUUCGUUUUCGCAUGGAACUGGAAAAGAGAAAAAAAAACUGUUGUAAAUAUGCUUCCUACUAGAUCUUUCUCUGUCGCACAACGCAUCGGACUCUCGCUUUCGAUAAAUUAUAUACAACAACAACAAAAAAAACUAAAUCGAAAGUAAUAAUGCUUUGUCGACAACAAUUGUAUUUUUUAUUAAAUUUUAAAUAUUUAUAAUUAACGAUAAUAAUUCUAUACUCUCCUAGAUCGCAAUUAUAAUAAUCCUAUAAUUACGGAAGCCGCAACGAAAAAAAAAAAACAAACUUUAGGGAGUGAUUGCAUAGCCUUUCUUUUCUGAGAAAGACCAACAUCCAAUUAACAGUAGCAAAAUUCCGAGUCAGGAGAAAACAAUAAAGC
Messenger RNA from Topomyia yanbarensis, 2526 nucleotides. RefSeq lists its product as uncharacterized. Lineage: Eukaryota; Metazoa; Arthropoda; Insecta; Diptera; Culicidae. The coding region runs from base 1 to 477 and encodes 158 amino acids. The record is from RefSeq and is a predicted model, not a curated record. The transcript has 3 exons.